This is a messenger RNA of Alternaria atra, 1683 nucleotides long. RefSeq lists its product as uncharacterized. The record is from RefSeq and is a predicted model, not a curated record. The transcript has a single exon. The coding region runs from base 1 to 1683 and encodes 560 amino acids. NCBI's taxonomy places the organism in Eukaryota, Fungi, Ascomycota, Dothideomycetes, Pleosporales, Pleosporaceae.
AUGACGAUCCCCAGAGUCACAUCCCGCGUUCAAUUCCAGGGCCGAGCCAAACAGGGCGGGAAAAACAACAAGCAGCGCCCAGUGACGCCGAAAGCAAAACCGACAAACAACGACGCGCAUGGCCCGACAAAGGCUCCUAGAGGUAGACGCCGCUACUUUGAACGCUGCUGUCACCAGAUGAACCCGCUGACUGGCUCAGUGUACACACUCUCUGUUGAAUCUGACAACUUCGACUAUGAUGACGAUGAAAAUCCUGUUGACGAGGACGCGAGACCUUUCCUCAAGAAGCGUGUGCUAACUACAGAUGAUCAAGAGUCUGAUGGCGCCUUCAAAAGCGGUCUCCGAACUGCACUAAUACUUUGCAGAGCUCCCCUCAUUUCAAAUAAGCCAAACGUUGCCGUUAGUAAUGCAGAUGAGCAUGAUCACGAGUUGGGCGGCGCUUCUCAGAGCGGUCAUCCAGUUGAACCAAAAGACUCCUGUGUUCCAUCUAUCCCAGCCAGUCUAGAUGCGCCAGAUAGCAUCACAGAUGAGGAUUGCGACCCAUCUAACUCCCUUCUGUUACAGGCACCACUAUGGUCGUGGCCGACAGAUUGGUUUCCGGCAGACUCUUUACCAGUAGCACCAGAGACUACAACAGAUUCAUCUCCAGAGGGAGAAGAUGAUACGGUAGAUCUAUCCCAAGUGGCGGAGGACACAAUAGUAAAUUCAUCGCCAGUGGUAGAAGAGACGAGAACCGAUCUAUCAACAGUGGCAGAGGAGUCUACGGCAGUCUCAUUGUCGGCGGCGCCAGAUAGUACGGCAGUCUCAUCAUCAGUGACAGCAGAUACUAUAUCAGAUCUUUCAUCAGUGUCGGCAAAUACUACAUCGGAUUUAUUAUCAGAAUCGGCAGAUGUUACAGCAGGCUCGUCAUCAGCGGCGACAGUUACUACAGCAGACUUAUACCCAGCCGCUGCAGUUACUACAGUAAACUUGACUCCAGUGACGGCAACUCCUACAGCGAAUUCUGCCCCAGAGGUAGUGCAGGGCACAACAGCACCCUCUCUAGGAUCAUGGCAUCAGUGGAUCGUUAACCUCUUCGCGGGAUGUAAGUCAGGUCAGACCGAGACUAAAAAGUCCAGCAGCUCUCCUCAGUCAGCUCCCGAACAGCCUGUUUCGGUCAUCUCUUGGGUUAGGGAGCGCAGCGAUUCCGGACCAAAGAUUGUACCACCUCCAUUGCCGCGACUGGAACUCCCAAAAGUCCUGAUCGAAACUCGCAAUAAGAAGAACACAAUCACUGACGGCCCAGGCCGUGAAGUCGCCAUCUAUCCACCACCUUACAAUGAUUUCAUCGGCCGUGCCGUGAUGAGUGGGGACGCAGAUAACGCGACAGCAUUGCAGCGCGGCUUCAGAGUAGCAAGCAACCCUCACCUCGCUCCACUCGCCCAACGCCGCAACAACUCUGAUAGCAGUUUGCUGGACCGCAAUGGCGAUACAUGGGCUGAAUGGAACAAACUGAACAUCACUGCUGAUGCCAUGCCUUUCAAAACCCCUCAGUCAGACAGCAGUUUGCUGCACCCUCAGUCUGGAGCGAGGAUGGUGCGAAACACCAGUAUGUACAGCGCUGAGCAGACCAAGGGCCAGACCGGUCAUAGCUUCCUUGAGGAUGCUGGACAUCGAUACCCUUUCGGAGGGCUGGGCUUGUAA